GUUUCUGCUGUUGUGGAGCGCCGUCCUCAUCAUGUAUCCGACCACGCUGGCGGUCAUCGCCCUCACCUUCUCUAGCUACGUCCUGCAGCCCGUCUUCCCAAACUGCGUCCCUCCGUACAUGGCGACGAGGAUGCUCUCGGCCACGUGUCUCCUGCUGCUGACGUGGGUGAACUGCUCCAGUGUUCGUUGGGCCACCAGGAUCCAGGACAUCUUCACUGUGGGGAAACUGAUGGCUCUGGGUCUUAUCAUUGUGGUUGGCCUGGUCCAGAUCUUCAACGGGAACUACGAGGCUCUGACUCCUCAGGUGGCCUUCUCUCUGGAGAAGACGCCGACGGUCGGACAGAUCGCUCUGGCUUUCCUUCAGGCCUCGUUCGCCUUCAGCGGCUGGAACUUUCUCAACUAUGUGACAGAAGAGGUGGUUGAACCCAGACGGAAUCUACCUCGUGCCAUCUACAUUUCCAUUCCAUUGGUGACGUUUGUGUACACGCUCACCAACAUCGCCUACUUCUCCUCCAUGUCGCCCGACGAGCUGCUGUCGUCCAACGCUGUGGCUGUAACGUUCGGAGAGAAGCUCCUGGGAAUGUUCUCCGUCAUCAUGCCCAUCUCUGUCGCUCUGUCCACCUUUGGGGGGAUCAACGGUUACCUGUUCACUUCCUCCAGGUUGUGUUUCUCAGGUGCCAGAGAAGGUCACCUGCCCAGCCUGCUGGCCAUGAUCCACUACAAGAACUGUACACCAAUCCCUGCUCUGCUGGUCUGCUGCGCUGCCACCAUCGUGAUCCUCUGCAUCGGAGAAACACACAACCUCAUCAACUAUGUCUCCUUCAUCAACUACCUGUCGUACGGCGUCACAAUCGCAGGUCUGCUGUUCUACCGCUGGAAGAAACCCAGCCUUUACCGACCCAUCAAGGUGAACCUGCUGGUUCCUGUGUGUUACCUGAUGUUCUGGGCGCUGCUGCUGGGCUUCAGUCUUUACUCUGAGCCGGUGGUUUGUGGUGUCGGACUGGUCAUUAUGCUCACUGGUGUACCUGUGUACUUCCUGGGUGUCCACUGGAAAGAAAAACCAAAGUGUAUCUACAACUUCAUCGAGAGGGCGACAUACGUGGGCCAGAGGUUGUGUUUCGUGGUCUUUCCUCAGAUUGACCCCAUCGAGGUCGCAAACUCCUCAGAAUGGACUGACCGCUCAUCAGGCAGGAGCAGUUUGUCUGCCAAUUCUUAAACCUCUUGGCUGAAUAUGUGAAGAUCUUUGUUUUGUUUUUGUUCAGAGUCCAGACUCCUGGUCCUGGUUUUGGGAGCUUUAGGUCUGAACCUGUUUCUCUUCAGUUGAGUGGAGACUCCUGCAUUGUUUCCCCUCUCUUUUCUACAAAGUCGAUAAACACAGAAACUUGUUGCCCAGAGCAUCACACUGUGAAAGUGACUUUCUUUUUGCCAUUUUGGACCUUUUGUUUCUCUUUGUGUAAUAUCACCAGGACUCAGAAUCGACUGACAACGAAAUGUUUCUUCUUGUGAUUGUUACUUUUAUGUUUUUUGUGCCUUAAAGCCUUUUCACACUGAGUCCACAACAAAUCACACCUCAGGAUUCCCGAUACAGUAAAGAAAACAACACGUUAACCCUUAUGCAACUUAAAAAAAGUAACACUCAGCACCUUAAGGACAAAAAAUGUAACCUCCCUAAUCAGGUUUUUAUUUUUCAUGAAAUAGAUUUUUUUUUAUCAAAAUCAAACCUGAUCAUGAAAAAAAUAUUAAUUUCAGCAUUAUAACUAAUACCAAUUUCCUCAAUUUAACACAUAUGAAAGCUGUAAUAGUUUAUAUAUACGUCAUGUUGAUGAUAUUUCCCUUGGAGAGAUAACACAGCCUGGGAUAUGCCACAUAUGACCAACAACAUUAUUUUUGAUGUAGUGUCACUGUUUUAAAAACAACAGAACAGAACUCAGAACAGCUGCUGCUUUUUUUUUACCAAGAGUGUAUGAGAGUUUUCACCAACAGUACAAAACAAAAUGUAUAAAUUAUCAGUGUAGACAACGUUUAUGACACAGCACUGCCAUCUGCUGGGUUAUAUAAUGUAUGCGUUUUGUAUAAUUCUCUGUUGUUGAGACUUGAACAUACUGGGGUAAAGAGGACGAGAGGCGGAUCCAGAGCAGAAUUUUUGAGUUUUCAAAUUAAAAACAGAGUAGUACGGAUGUAGCUCUAACCUCUGAUUACUUUGACAUUUUAAUGUUAAAUUUAUGAUGGGGGCCACACAGUUGGUGUAGUGGUUAGCACUCUUUGCCCUUGCAGCAAGAGAACCCGGGUUUGCGACCUAGUUGGAAUAAGGGCCUUCCUGCAUGGAGUUUUCUCUGGCUUCUUCCCACUGUACGAAAACAUGCAGUAAAUUGUUGGCUCCUACAAAACGGUAUAUUCCAACAUGUCAUGUGACUUCUGGUAAAAUGAUUAUAUUUUCAUGUAUAUACAGCACAUAUAUAGUGGGACUUGGUGUGAAAAGCAAGGGAAAUGUGUAUUAUAAUAUUGUUUAUUAACUCAUUCACUAUAUUACUUUAGCUCUGUGUUUGGUCUUCCAUAUUCUCUUCAUAUAUGAGCUUCAUGUGUGUAUGUGUGUUCACUUGCUCCGCCCCUGCUCUGACCUCACACACACCACCAUGAUUACACCACGUAAUCAUCAGGUUUGCUGACACGCCGUGGUUGUAAUCGCAUGUAGAGGUAUUUUCAUAAUAAGAGUCUAAUGUCAUGUGUAUUAAGAAUGUGAAUUGUAUCCUCUUCUUCCUGACCCGGUGUUGCCGCUGAUACGUCUUUUUGUUGUUGUUGUUGCUAUAAGACGCUGCUGUUUUAACCAAGCUUAAUGUUAGCCACGAGCGUUAGUGACUUAGCAUAUAUAGGCUCUUAAACUGUGUCACAAUUUUUUUUCCCCAAAAAAACUCUUCUCUACAAAAAAUGCUCUGGUCUACAGGGAAUUUUUCUAAGGUGUUAUCUCACCGUUGCCUAGGUAACAGAGCUCCAGCUGGACUUGGCACAGGUUACAAAACUCCACAAAAGCCUUUUCACACCGAGUCCACGACAAAUUGCACCUCAGGAUUCAGAAUACAGUAAAAAAACACAUUAACCCUUAUGCAACUUAAAAAAGUAACACUCAGCACAUUAAGGACAAAAAAUGUAACCUCCCUAAACAAGUUUUUUAUUACAUCGGAAUUGGAAGUGACGUCAUCCCUGAGUUGAGAAGACGGGAGAAAGCAUGGACACAGACUUAUCUCGGGCUAGCUGUUGUUAGCAAUAGCUGUUUAUUUGGCUCACACAGUGUAGCCACAUGAGUUUUUAUUAUUGACACGAGUGGCAGCCGCCGUGGAAUCCUGUGUCAGGUUUUGUGAUGUUGCGAGUUGGAACGCUGAUCAGAGGGGACAUUCCAGUUGAAACUGAAAUUCUGACUUUCGACUACAACUGGAACGCACCAUUAGUGGAGUGGCUUGACGCCCAUAAACAGGAGCAGAUGUCAAAUAACAUUAAUUAUGUUAACAUUUGUGUAUUUUUUUUUGUUUAUACAAACAAUGUGCUGUUUCUCUCAUUUCCACACACACACACACACACACACACACCUCUGUGUCAGUCAGUCAG
Messenger RNA from Solea senegalensis (Senegalese sole), 3600 nucleotides. RefSeq names its product asc-type amino acid transporter 1-like. Gene Ontology annotation, cellular component: membrane. The record is from RefSeq and is a predicted model, not a curated record. Gene Ontology annotation, biological process: D-serine transmembrane transport; amino acid transmembrane transport; D-alanine transmembrane transport. The annotation marks the transcript as partial. Lineage: Eukaryota; Metazoa; Chordata; Actinopteri; Pleuronectiformes; Soleidae. Gene Ontology annotation, molecular function: L-amino acid transmembrane transporter activity; neutral L-amino acid transmembrane transporter activity. The transcript has 9 exons.